AUGGCGGGUCUCCAUCAAAACACGGAAUCUGUGGAAACUGUUUCGUCCGGAUUGCAAGAGACCAUUGUUGAAGGCACAGCAGACACUGUUGUAACCGAUGCUCCCACUUCGAAGCCUGUGGCAAAUGAGGGGUUGAACCAACUAGUCACUCCACCAAACCAGCAUCGAUCCGCAGAUCCCUCUAACUCAGCCACCUCGGAAGGACCAAAGUGCGAGCAAGAUAGCCUGGCCCAACUACCUGAUGAGACAAAAAGCAAGCCGGAACCAGUGUUCAAGAAGCCAGCGAUGAAACACUCUCAUCAACAAAACCAUCCGAACGGACACCUUAAGGCGGAUUCGAGUGAUGUGGCUUCCGAUAAGGACGCAUGGAAAGAUACAGCACCUAAGCGGUUCGUUCAAGAUAUUCUUCGCGUAACACCGUACAAUCGAGAGGCCAAAAAGGCCUUCCACAGCCUGAUUGAGAGUGUCCAUGAAGGGAAAUUGUCCAACCACCAUGCCCAGUACAUAGUGAGCACAGGUGAGGGUAUACUCGAGUGUUCUCAGCUAGCUCCAGGAGUCUCAAGCGGUAAAGAAGGGGAGGACAAAGGAGAGAACGAAGGGGAAGCAGACCUAGUGAUCAACACCGGCUAUUUUCGAAUAUCACUCCCAAGCGCGCGCUCUACGGCCCAUUUAGCUUGGGCCCUAGGAUCGGACUUGGGCAAAGCAGACAAUGAGAAAUCAAGCGUUGACUUAUUACUGGCAGCACCUGGGUCGGAGUUCGAAAAGACCGUUGCUGCCGAACACGCUUGUAUCGCCCUCCACGAAGUGUCUGGGGCGUUUAUGAUCAUUUCUAAAUCUCUAGUUCGAUUGAACUCUGAUACCAUUGAGCCGUUACCUCUCGAGCCCUCAGUCGGACAGGCUCCUUACUCAAAUUGA
Molecule: messenger RNA, 915 nt
Organism: Bacidia gigantensis
Lineage: Eukaryota; Fungi; Ascomycota; Lecanoromycetes; Lecanorales; Ramalinaceae
Exons: 1
Coding region: 1-915 (304 amino acids)
Source: RefSeq, a predicted model, not a curated record